This is a messenger RNA of Brenthis ino (lesser marbled fritillary), 1755 nucleotides long. The record is from the annotation of a GenBank genome assembly. NCBI's taxonomy places the organism in Eukaryota, Metazoa, Arthropoda, Insecta, Lepidoptera, Nymphalidae.
AUGCAACCACUCCUAAAUACAAAAGGUGACAUACAAAUAGAUUUAAAUCAAGUGAGAACAGAUAUUUUGCAUGGUAUUCGAGAGUGUAACGAUCGUGGAUUGCAACAAACUUCAAAAUGGUUAGCCGAAUUAAAUUUUGCAUUAAAAGAGCAUAAAUUACCACAUAUCGAUGAGUCCAAUAAACCUGAAGAUGGAAUUAUAGCAGAAGAAAAAGAAGCAUACACUUUAGCAAAGAGCUAUUUUGAUUGUCAAGAGUAUGAUAGAGCAGCACACUUUAUAGAAAACUGUACAAGUCCAAAAUGCGUGUUUUUACUCAGAUAUUCACAAUAUAUGUCUAGUGAAAAGAAGAGAUUAGACAAUGCUACUGAUACUGGUACUGAAAAUAUGGAAUCAACCCAAGUACUUUUAGAUCUUUUGUCAUUUUUUAAGGCAAAUCGUAAUAGUCUUGAUGGAUAUCUUUUAUAUUUAGAAGGUGUAGUUUUAAAAAAAUUGGAUUUAAGAAGUCAGGCAGUCACAGUGCUUCAAGCUGCAGUGGCUGCUGCUCCUACCCUAUGGGCUGCUUGGGUAGAAUUGGCAGGCCUUGCUAAUGAAUAUGAAGCCUUAGAUUCCCUACAACUACCUAAACAUUGGAUGAUGUAUUUUUUUGCUGCGCAUGCCUUUGUUGAGCUUAAGUUAUCUGAGCAAGCUCUUGAAGCAUAUACUGUUUUAACUGCAGCUGGAUUUGAAAAAAGUACUUAUAUUACAGCCCAAAUGGCUAUUGCUCAUCAUGACAGAAGAGAUGUUGACUCAUCAUUAUGUUUAUUUAGAAACUUAUAUCAAAGUGAUCCUUACCGGUUAGACAACUGGGAUGUUUACUCUCACCUGUUGUAUCUUAAAGAAAAACGAAUGGAACUAGCAAAUCUAGCACAAAAAGCAGUUUCAAUUGAUAAAUAUAGGGUGGAAACAUGUUGUGUUAUAGGUAAUUACUAUAGCCUUAGGAGUGAACAUCAGAAAGCAGUGUUAUAUUUCCAGAGGGCCUUGUCAUUGGACCCACAAUACUUAUCAGCUUGGAUUUUAAUGGGACAUGAAUUUAUUGAACUACAAAAUUCCAAUGCCGCCAUACAGUGCUACAGACAAGCAAUUGAUGUGAACAGAAAUGACUAUAGAGCAUGGAAUGGUCUUGGUCAAGCAUAUGAAAUAUUAGGUCUGAAUGGUUACUGUAUAUACUAUUACUCAAGAGCGGCACAACUUAAGCCGGAUGACUCGAGAAUGUUAGUGUCACUUGGAGAAGCUUAUGAAAAAAUGGAUAAAAUUCCUAAUGCACUUAAAUGUUACUACAAAGCUCACAGCACAGGAGAUAUUGAAGGCAUGGCCUUAUUUAAAUUGGCAAAGUUGUACGAGAAGUCGAGUAUGCCGAACAGUGCGGCGGCGGCAUACACGGCGGCGGUGCAGGAGCCCGCGAACGCGUGUAGCAAGGAGCUGCCGGCUGCGUUGCGCUAUCUCGCCGACUACUACCUGCGCUUCUCUCUGCUAGACCACGCCUCGCACUACGCGUACAAGUGCUUGGAGCAUGAAAGCACAAAAGAAGCUGGGAAGAACAUUUUAAAAACAAUAUCAGAACAGCGUCUAGCCGCAUCAUCGUCGCAACCGCCCACCCUUCCGGCUGAUUUGCCUGAAUCCAUCAAUAAUGUAUCCUCAAGUUCGACAUUAAAUCAAAUUAGCAAAUGUCUCUUUCACAGUCCAAUGUCUUCAAGGAAAGACAGUAAAUACAAAAUG